UUCAUAUCCCUAAUGCUAUAUAUUGAAUUAGGGUUCCAUUAACAUUUCAGAAGCAGCGCAGGCCGCCGGGAGCCAGAAGAAGAGAUCAUUCAACUAGCCGCCGUCGUCGUAACGACGUCGUACAACAAUGGUUCACGUCUCCUUCUACCGCAACUAUGGUAAGACAUUCAAGAAGCCACGACGUCCUUACGAGAAGGAACGUUUGGACGCUGAGUUGAAGCUUGUCGGUGAAUACGGUCUUAGAUGCAAACGUGAGCUCUGGAGGGUGCAGUAUGCCUUGAGCCGUAUCCGUAACGCUGCAAGAAUGCUUCUGACCCUUGAGGAGAAAGACCCACGUAGGAUCUUUGAGGGUGAAGCCCUUAUGAGGAGAAUGAACCGAUAUGGUCUGCUUGAUGAGAGCCAGAACAAGCUCGAUUACGUGUUGGCACUUACUGUCGAGAACUUUCUUGAACGUCGUCUUCAGACCCUUGUGUUCAAAACUGGUAUGGCUAAGUCGAUUCAUCAUGCUAGAGUUCUCAUUAAACAGAGACACAUCAGGGUUGGAAGGCAGGUGGUGAAUGUGCCUUCGUUUAUGGUGAGAGUUGACUCACAGAAGCACAUUGACUUCUCGCUCACUAGUCCCUUCGGAGGUGGCCGACCAGGAAGAGUGAAGCGAAAGAAUCAGAAGGCGGCUGCGAAGAAGGCUGCUGGUGGGGAUGCUGACGAGGAUGACGAAGAAUGAGCUUACGUGCCUGGUUCUUAGUUUUAUUGUUGGUUUUUAUGUUUUUUCUUGGAUUUAGUUAAUGAUAAGUUUAUGCUUUGGAGUUGCUAUUUUGAAACUUAUUAUCAUAUCAUUAUGCUUUUAUAGAACAUUGCUGUGUUUGCUGAUCUCUUUUUA
Messenger RNA from Helianthus annuus (common sunflower), 877 nucleotides. Its product is annotated as 40S ribosomal protein S9-2. NCBI's taxonomy places the organism in Eukaryota, Viridiplantae, Streptophyta, Magnoliopsida, Asterales, Asteraceae. Gene Ontology annotation, biological process: translation; positive regulation of translational fidelity. Bases 128 to 721 code for a protein of 197 amino acids. Gene Ontology annotation, cellular component: cytosolic small ribosomal subunit. The transcript has 3 exons. Gene Ontology annotation, molecular function: structural constituent of ribosome; rRNA binding. The record is from RefSeq and is a predicted model, not a curated record.